Messenger RNA from Magnolia sinica, 7293 nucleotides. RefSeq lists its product as uncharacterized. NCBI's taxonomy places the organism in Eukaryota, Viridiplantae, Streptophyta, Magnoliopsida, Magnoliales, Magnoliaceae. The transcript is spliced from 11 exons. The record is from RefSeq and is a predicted model, not a curated record. The coding region runs from base 473 to 6874 and encodes 2133 amino acids.
AUUAACGAAAAUCACAGGCUUUGGCGGGAUGUCGCUGUUCUAAGCCCUCUUUCGAAAGCUGAUUUUUCAUGCUUGAUCCCGUUUCUUGUUCACCGUUUUCUCUUUCUCCGCCUCCAUGGCGAGACAAACCCUAGAAUUCCAGCUCAAUCGCGCCAAAAUCCCCAACAAGACCCUCUCGAUCUCCCUUGCCAGCAUCCCUGAAGCUUCUUCAAGGAGAUUCCGUGAUUUCCCUUCCAUUUCAAGCAUCUCUAGAUCCGGAAUUAGGUAGGAGACGGGGAUGCGCUCCCAUUUUCUACGUUCUCUCGUUUAUUGCCCGUCUUUUCAGCUCUCGCAACCAGCUGGAGCUCGAGUACGAGGGAUUUCAGGACGUUUGCAGCUGUACGAGGCGCAUUUUGGCGGAAAUCUGGCGUUCGGUGGGAGCCAAAGUGGAUAGCUGACAGUUCUCUGGUGAUGAUCGGCUGAUCGUGGGACAAUGUCGAGGAUUGCAAAGUGGAAGCUUGAAAAGACAAAAAUAAAAGUGGUUUUCCGGCUGCAAUUCCAUGCUACGCAUAUUCCACAACCAGGGUGGGACAAAUUGUUUGUGUCCUUCAUUCCUGCUGAUUCUGGGAAGGCAACAGCAAAGACAACCAAAGCAAAUGUGAGGAAUGGGAACUGCAAAUGGUCUGAUCCCAUCUACGAGACUACAAGACUUCUCCAAGAUGCCAAGACCAAGAAAUACGAUGAGAAGUUCUACAAGCUUGUGGUGGCAAUGGGUUCUUCUCGGUCUAGCCUCCUUGGUGAGGCUAACAUCAACCUUGCUGAUUAUGCAGAUGCAUCAAAGCCUUUGUCUGUUGCACUGCCACUUCAUGGAUGCAACUCUGGAACUGUUUUACAUGUCACUGUUCAGCUGCUCACUUCUAAAACAGGUUUCAGAGAAUUUGAACAGCAAAGGGAGCUCAGAGAGAAGGGGUUUCAGAAGAUAAAUGAUCAUAAUGUUCAUGAAGAACCUGCUGAGAAAGAAUCUGUAGAGAUGGCUAAUGAUCAUAUUGAUAAGGUGAGUGCAAGAGUUAGAUUCAAACCAGACUUUGCAGAGCUUCCGUCACUAGAAGAGGAAGAGGAAUUCAAUGAAGAUAACACAGACUCAGCUAUUGGAAUGGAUGGUUCAUCCCAUACUUCAGAAAGCUUGUAUGCUGAAAAGCAUGACAUUUCCAGCACAAAUGAAGUUGACAGCCUCAAGAGCACAAUCUCUGGUGAAUUGAGCGCAUAUUCUUUAAGCCAAAACAAUCAGCCUGAGAAAAGGGAUGUAUGUGGUCCUCAGCCUGUGUCACAAGGGAGCAAUGAUUGGGUUCAUGGAUGGAGCUCAGACUAUUCGAUGGACAAUGAGCUGGCUACUGCUUAUGAUGAAAAUGGUAGACUUAAAGGAAGCUUGGAGGUAGCUGAGGCAUCUAUUCAAGAGCUUAAGUUGGAAGUAGGUUCUUUACAAAGUCAUGCUGAUGAGCUAGGUGCGGAAACACAAAGGGUCACCCUGCAACUUGCUGCAGAGAUUGCUUCGGGAGAAGAAUUGGCAAGGGAAGUUUCUAUACUGAAAUCUGAGUGUUCAAAACUUAAGGAUGGUUUUCAGGAACUGAAACAUUCUAAACAAAGCAAGAGUUUUACUGGCAUGGAAGCUGAAUUGUUCAGUUUGUCUUCUCCCUUCGUUCAAGUUUCAUCUGCAGGGAAGAUAUGUAAUCUGUCAGAGGGUUCUUUUGUUCAUGACUUACAGAUGAAGUGGCAACGGGGCCUUUUGCUCAUGGAAGAUAAAGUAAGAGAAAUUCAAAACAAGGCAUGCCUCACAUACCAUGAAAGGGACAUGGGUUUCCUUCACUCUGACCUGGAGGUCCUGGAUUCAGUCCUGCAAGAUUUCAAGGAAGGAACCGCACAAUUAGUUUCUAUGCUAAAUGCACAGCCAAUAGGAAGAGAAGCUGGAAGGGUGACCGGAGCGGCGAGUGCACUGGAACCUGAGCAGUUUGUUCCAGGAGGUGUGCUGGGGAUAGGUGAUGCAGAUCUAUAUCUCUCAGAAGGAAAUCUUCAUUCUUUUAGUAGGCCUGGUCAAAUCUCCUCAGAAUUUGAUCCUAUAGAAGAUAAUCUAGAUGCUACUGAUGUGAUGAAAGGUAAGAUUUGUGAGCUUUUAAGUGAGUUGGAGGAGUCCAAAGCUGAACGUGGAAAUCUCAUUAAAAAAAUGGACCAGAUGGAGUGCUACUAUGAAGCGCUUAUCCAGGAGCUUGAAGAAAGUCAGAGACAAAUGGUAGACGAGCUGCAGAACCUCAGAAAUGAACAUUCUGCCUGCCUAUACACAAUUACUACUUUCAAAAGUCAGGUGGAAACAAUGCAACAAGACAUGAAUGAGCAGUUCCUAAGGUUUGCUGAAGAAAGGCGUGGCUUAGAAUCUCAAAACAAGGAACUUGAGAGAAGGGCUAUCAGCUCAGAAACAGCACUCAAAAGGCUUCGCUUGAACUAUUCCAUUGCAGUUGGUCAGCUACAAAAAGAUCUCGAACUCCUUUCCUUCCAGGUUUUGUCUAUGUUUGAGACAAACAAGAACCUUGCUAGGCAAGCUUUGUCAGAAGCUUCCCAACUAUGUUUUCCAGAGUAUACCGAAGAGAAUGCUGAAGAACCAUGCUCAUGGUCGGAGAAGGAUGAUUCAGAGACUGCAUUCCUGAAAGAACAGUACAAAUCAAGGGUACAAUCACUUAAAGUAGGGGUUGCUGUGCCCUGGAGAGCGGAGCUGUCUUCACAGCUCAAUGGCCCACCUGUUAAACUCAUUGACACUAUGAUACACAAUGUGGAUCAUAUUUUGGACGAGAAGGGUAUGUCUUUAAAAGAAGUUCCCAUGCAUGCAGAAAUGAUUUCCAAGGAUGGCAAUGCUACUCUUUCAAAGCUAAGGGCGAUUGAAGGUUUUACAGAUGCAGUAAAAGAGGGGGAUGCUGGUAUAAAUGGUUUGAGACUAGAGAAUGCAGGUCAGGUUGCCGUUCCAUACACAGUUAUUCCGGAAAUGAAGAAUUUGUUACUUCACGCUGAUCUAGCUGCAGAACAAAAGAAAAAGCUAUCAGAUGCAGAGGUUCUAUUGGAGGACAUGAAAAGAUCACUUCGAUUGCAGGAAGAGCUUCACAAGAGGGCAGAAGCUGAACUCUCUGAAAUGCAUCUGCUGAACUUGCACUUGGAAGUAUUUUCAAACAUAUUACAAGAAACUCUGCGGGAAGCAAAUGAUGGGAUUAGGCUCAUGGAGGGAAAGGCAGAUGAACUGGUUGAGCAGCUAGAAAGGACGACUGAGUUUAAGGAGAUGUUGAUGUCUAAGCUGCAGGCUGCAAAGCAUGAAUUAGAAGCACUGAGGAAAUCUGAGUCUAGGUGUAUGGCCAAAUGUGAAGAUUUGAGAGUGGAAAAUCACACUCUGGAAGCUAAGUUACAGCAUAUUUCAGAUGAGAAUGGUCUUCUUACUCAAGAGGUUACAGAAUGUGGCAGAUUGCUCCUGGAAUGCAGAAGUUACAAGAGUAUGUAUGAGGCUUGCACUGCGGAAAAGAAUGGCCUGGAGAAUUUCUUGGAACAGGAAAGCUUCGAAAAACACCAUCUUCGGAGUGAGAUUCUCUCUCUAAAUGAAGAAUUGGAAACCUUGAAAGCAGAAUUCGAUCGGCAGUCUUCUGAAAAGGGUGAUCUGGAAAAAACUGUCAUGGUUCUGCAAGACAAGUUGGGGAACCUUAGGUCUAGCAUGGUUUCAUAUAAUGAGCAAACCAGUGGACUGGCCCUUGCUGAUAAAUCAUUCCACCAAGAAUUGAAGGAGAAGAACUUCGAGACUACAUUCUUGCAUCUGGAAGAGCUUCAGCGGAUGGCACAUGAACAGAUUCUUCAACUCAGUCAAGAGAAGAAGGACAUAAUGCAAGAAAGAAAUAUUGUUCGAGGGUCAUUAAGCAGUGCAGAAUCAAAAAUUCUAUUCAUGAAUCAGAAGUUUGAUUCCGAUUUAAAAGACAUGGUGACUAAGCUAGAUGUGGCCAAUAUACAUGGGGAAAAGCUUCAGCUAGAGCUUCAAGAUGUUUCUUACAAACUCAGUCUUAGCUUACAAGCUGAAGAAAAAUAUGCAGAGCAGAACAGAGAGCUGUCAUCAAAACUCACAUUGUUGGAGACAGAACUGCAACGAGUUACUAGUGAAAACAGGGACUUUGCUCAAAAGAUCUUGACUUUUGACAGUGUGAACAAGGAACUUGAAAGGACUAAGUUGGCGAUCAUCGACUGUAGGCAGGAAAAUGAAGCAUUGAUGAUCUCUUUACAGGCUGGUAAUGAGGACUCUGUCCAAUUGGCAAAUGAGCUCAGCAGCUUAAACGAAAGUUUGAGAUGUGCACGUGAUGAAUUCCUGUCCACAAGAGACUCUAGAGAUGAAUUGGAGGCUACAGUUACAGUUCUUACUUCUCAAUUGAAUGAGAAGCAUGAGCAGAUGCUAUCUUUCAAGGGUCAGGAAGCUGAAUUGGUCCAUCUCAGGCAAGAGGUAUCAGAUCUUGAGUUCGAGUUAUCAAAAGUGAAGCAUCUUUUGUUCCAAAGCGAGCAAUGUCAAAGAAAGGCAGAUGAGGAAACUUCAUUUCUUCGGCUUCAAGUUAUUGAUCUGGAAACUAAUUUGGCAACCAUGCAUGAGUUCUUGUUGGCUGCUGAUGUGGAAGUCGUUUUCAUAAAAAAUCAGUUCCAGAUCAGGAUGAAGGAGCUUCUUGAUGAAGAGGUAUCAGAUCUUGAAUUCAAGUUGUCGAAAGUGAAUCAUCUUUUGUUCCAAAGCGAGCAACGUCAAAGAAAGGCAGAUGAGGAAGCUUCAUUUCUUAGGCUUGAACUUGUUGAUCUGGAAACUAAUUUGGCAACCAUGCAUGAGUUCUUGUUGGCUGCUGAUGUGGAAGUUGUUUUCAUAAAAAAUCAGUUCCAGAUCAGGAUGAAGGCGCUUCUUGACCGACUGAAUUCUUUAGAGAGGAAUAAUGUUGAUAUUUGUUUAAAGCAUCUGGAUGUAGUAACCACACUGAAUGCUCGCAUGGCCAUUGAAGCACAGUGUGUUGAAGAAAAUGCCGAACUGAUGACAGCUCUCCAAUCUUUGAGGUCUGAGUUAGAAACUGUUGUCAGUGAAAAAAGGGUACUUGAGGAUUAUGUUGAUAAAAGAAGUGCUAUCUGGGCUGAAUUUGAGAACUACAAGGCCAUGGCAGCAGUGGCUGAAGUUGACAGUUGUCAACAGAAGCAUAGGCAUGAAGUCGAGACUGAACAAUUGAAAAGCAGGCUGGUGAAUUUUGAAGAAGAGAUGGAUAAUCUAAGGUCCUCAAGGGAUGAAUUGGAAAUCACAGUUGUAGUCCUUAGAUCCAAGCUCGAUGAACUGCAUGCCCAGUUAUCGUUGCUGCAGGAGUGUGAUGAUGAGCUGAUGAAGUUGCGGAAUGAGAAUAAUGACCUUACUCACAGGCUUUCUGAACAGGUUUUCAAGACAGAAGAAUUCAAGAACCUGUCCAUACAUUUAAAAGAACUUAAAGACAGAGCAGAUGCAGAGCAUUCCCAAGUUCGUGAGAAAAGAGAAAUUGAAGGGCCAUCGUUCGCUGUGCAAGAGUCAUUGAGAAUUGCUUUUAUCAGAGAACAGUGCGAAACUAAGCUGCAAGAGCUGAGAAGUCAGCUUUACAUCUCCAAAAAACAUGGGGAAGAGAUGCUCUUGAAACUGCAGGAUGCACUUGAUGAGCUUGAGAACCGAAAGAAAGGUGAGGCUUCUCAAGCAAAAAGGAACGAAGAGCUGUCUAAGAAAAUCUUGGAACUGGAGACUGAGCUGCAGACAGUACUCACUGACAAGAGAGAAAAGGUCAGGGCUUAUGACCGAAUGAAGGCAGAAUUGGAAUGCUCGAUGUUAAGCCUGGACUGUUGUAAAGAAGAAAAACUUACGCUUGAAUCUUCUUUGCAAGAAUGCAACGAGGAGAGGACCAGAAUGGCAAUGGAGCUUAAUUCAAUGAAGGAACGGUUGGAAAGCUCUGCAUCUUCUACAAAUAUUACCAAGCAAGGAAAUCAUGAACCUGGUGGUCCCAAUGCUGUGUUCGUUCAGCCACUUGCAGAAACUGGCAGGUCCUUGACAUCAGAAGUUCAGAGCUGGCCUGGAAUGGAUACAGUAAACAUGGUUGCUACUAAUGAUGCAAAUAAAAUGGGCGGCCUGAAAUCCUCAGACACUAGUCUUGUAGUGGGUUCAUGUCAAGAUGAAUUGUCCAUUGAUGAAGGAAAUCAGUCAAGUUCACAGGAUGCCCUCGCAUCUAAAAGUUUUGAAGUUUCAAGGCUAGUGCGCCAAGAAAAAGAGGGCCUGCUGCAAAACAACAUGAAUACGGCUCUUAUCAAUGGGCAUUUCAGAGAGCAAUGCUUAAAGUCUAGCAUGGAGCGUCUUCAUAAAGAGUUGGAAAGGAUGAAAAAUGAGAACCUGACUUCUCUUCUACCACAAGAUGAACAUCAUUCAGACCCAGCUUUUCAAGGUUUACAAAGAGAGUUGUUGCAAUUACACAUGGCAAAUGAACAAUUGGGGAGCAUAUUUCCUUUAUUUAAUGAAUUUUCAGGCAGUGGAAAUGCAUUGGAAAGGGUACUCGCACUGGAAAUUGAGCUCGCGGAAGCAUUGCAAGCAAAGAAAAAAUCGAGCAUUCAUUUUCAGAGUUCAUUCCUGAAACAACAUAACGACGAGGAGGCAGUAUUCCAGAGCUUCAGGGACAUCAAUGAACUGAUUAAAGACAUGCUUCAAGUAAAGAGAAGGUACACUGCAGUGGAGACCGAGCUAAAGGAGAUGCAGGAACGCUACUCACAACUCAGCCUGCAGUUUGCGGAGGUUGAAGGAGAGAGGCAGCAACUGGUAAUGACGCUCAAGAAUGUUAGACCACCAAAGAAGGCAUAACUCUCUCAUCACUCCUUGUAGUAGGUCUCAAGACCGAGCCCAACAGUCAGCAAUGUGCAAUUUCUAAUCACUUGCCAAAUGGGCAUUCUAUCUGCAAGCAUGAGCCUUCAAUGCCCUCUCUGAUUUAUUUAUUAAAGAAAAAAAAUCAUGGGGUGGCUAUUUUCUAGUUAGGCAGAAAUGCAGUGGCCCAUCAGGCUUAUGUAUAUAUGGUUAUCAUAACCACUUGGAUUCAGGUGUCGAAGCUGAGAUGCAUCUUUGGUAAUGUAAAUAAUAAAAGCCGCAGCAUUUCUCAUCGCUGGUCUACGAACAACUUGAUUUAUUGGUGCCGACAGUUGUAUGCAAUCAAUUAGGACAUUUACUCGUGUACAUGUCGGUGUGUAAUUUUAUGCUGUAUAGUGAGAGUAAUAUUCUUUCAUUGA